This is a messenger RNA of Sardina pilchardus (European sardine), 3478 nucleotides long. RefSeq lists its product as uncharacterized. Bases 1 to 3372 code for a protein of 1123 amino acids. Lineage: Eukaryota; Metazoa; Chordata; Actinopteri; Clupeiformes; Clupeidae. The transcript is spliced from 2 exons. The record is from RefSeq and is a predicted model, not a curated record.
AUGAAUAGUAUGGUGACAGCUGGAGAGACAGCAGACAACUGGAAAGACAGUAACCGGGGCAGUGCGGGGGGGGAGGAUGAGCACCCCAACAGUACGGAUAUCCAGGCAACGACCCAGGCUAACGGAAUAAUGACUACGAGCGCAAUCUGCAGUUGUGGCAAGGUCUGUAAGAACCAGCAUGGCUUGAAGAUCCACCAGGCCAAAAUGAAAUGCCUCACAGGGAAGCAGUUGGUGCAACGCGCAGGGCUAGUCCCUGGUGAGACGGAGGAGGAGCCAGGCCAGGAGUCACCCCACAGUGCCCAGUCCCUCCAUGCACAAACUCGCACACCCCAGAACAGGCAUUCAGAACAUCGCCGGAUAAAAUGGCCUGCUGCCAACAAGGUCAGUCAGUGGUCCCAAUUUGAUGAGGACGUGGACCUAGCCCUCAGUGCUACAGCCAGAGGGGAUGCCGACCAGAAGCUGCGGCUCAUGUGCACUUUGAUCAUCAGCAUUGCUGCAGAAAGGUUUGGCACGAAAGAACCACGGGCAGGCAGAAGCGAGGGAGGUCCAAAUCGACGAGAGGGGAAGAUCAGCCAGUUACGACAGGAGUUAAGAUGCCUGGGACGCCAGUACAAGCAGGCAAGGGAGGAGGAGAAGGCAGGCUUGGCAGAACUUCGCAGUAUGUUGAGGAAAAGACUUACCACUCUCAGACGGGCAGAGUGGCACAGGAAAAGGGGCAGGGAAAGAGCGAGGAGACGUGCUGCCUUCAUCGCAAACCCCUUUGGGGUAACCAGGAAGAUCCUCGGGCAGAAACGAGGUGGCAAACUUACCUGCUCACAGGAGGAGGUAGAUGCUUACCUCAGCACCACCUACAGUGAUGCUGCAAAGGAAAAGGACCUCAACCCUUGCAGCACCCUGCUAACCCCCCCAGAUCCAAUCACAGGGUUUAACAUCAAGGAGCCCACCCUAAAGGAGGUUGAAGAGGUCAUCAGAGCGGCAAGAACCAGCUCAGCACCAAGUCCCAGCGGAGUGCCAUAUGUGGUGUACAAGAGAUGCCCAAGGCUGUUGAGGCGGCUCUGGUUGAUCAUCAAAGCCAUCUGGAGAAGAGGUAGGGUGGCCCAGCAGUGGAGACAUGCCGAGGGCAUCUGGAUCCCCAAGGAGGAGAAUUCCCGCUCGAUCGAGCAGUUCAGGGUCAUCUCACUUCUAAGCGUGGAGGGCAAGGUCUUUUUCAGCAUUGUCUCCCAACGCAUGACGGAGUUCCUCCUGAGAAAUGCCUACAUAGACACAUCGGUGCAGAAGGGUGGAGUUCCAAGGGUGCCUGGUUGCAUAGAGGACACAGGUGUAGUUACCCAGCUGAUCAGAGAAGCAAGAGAGGGCAAAGGAGAUCUUGCGGUGCUGUGGCUGGAUCUAGCAAAUGCCUAUGGCUCUAUCCCGCACAAGCUGGUGGAGACUGCACUCAACCUGCAUCAUGUUCCAACUAAGAUCAGGGACCUCGUCUUAGACUAUUACAGUUGUUUUAGUCUGAGAGUCACCAAUGGAGCAUUAACAUCUGCAUGGCAUUGUUUGGAAAAGGGCAUAAUCACUGGUUGCACAUUGUCGGUGAUUCUGUUCUCCUUAGCCAUGAAUAUGCUGGUGAAGUCAGCAGAAGUGGAGUGCAGAGGACCCCUCACAAAGUCAGGUACCCGUCAGCCCCCUAUAAGGGCAUUUAUGGAUGACCUCACGGUGACCACAACAUCAGUACCAGGGUGCAGGUGGAUCUUAAAAGGCCUUGAACAACUCAUCAGCUGGGCAAGGAUGGAAUUCAAGCCCGCUAAAUCUAGGGCACUGGUAGUGAGGAAAGGGAAGGUGACUGACAGGUUUCGUUUCUCUGUGGGAGGCACCCCAAUUCCAUCAGUUACAGAGAAGCCUGUCAAGAGCCUGGGCAAGAUGUUUGACAGUACCCUGAAGGACACCGCAGCUCUGCAAGCAACCAGCAGUGAGCUGGGAACCUGGCUUUCAGCGGUGGACAAGUCUGGGCUGCCAGGCAAGUUCAAAGCCUGGAUUUACCAGCAUGGCAUCCUGCCACGACUCCUCUGGCCACUGCUGGUCUAUGAGGUUCCGCUUACUACUGUUGAGGUGUUUGAGAGGAGGAUAAGUCAACACCUGCGCAGGUGGUUGGGGCUGCCUCGAAGCCUCAGCAGCAUAGCACUCUAUGGCUGUAAGAACAAGCUGCAACUUCCUUUCAGCAGUCUGUCGGAGGAGUUUAUGGUCACCCGGGCCAGGGAGGUGCUGCUGUACAGGGACUCCAAUGACACCAAGGUCUCCUCAGCUGGCAUCGAGGUUCGAACUGGAAGGAAGUGGAAAGCAUGUGAGGCAGUCAAGCUGGCUGAACGGCGGCUGCAACAUGGCGAGCUGGUGGGCACGGUGGCAUCAGGGCGAGCAGGAUUGGGAAGCUCUCCAAGGCCAGUCUACAGCAAGGCCCAAGGGAAAGAAAGGCGCCGGCUAGUCCAAGAUGAAGUCCGGGCUGGCGUGGAGGAAGGCCGCUCCUGCAGGUCAGUAGGCAUGCGGCAACAGGGGGCUUGGACACGUUGGGACCAGGCAUUGGACCGUAAGAUCACCUGGGCAGAGCUGUGGAAGGCUGAACCACACCGGAUUAGAUUCCUGAUCCAGUCAGUCUAUGACACCCUCCCUAGCCCAUCCAACCUGUUUUGCUGGGGCCUAGCAGAGACUCCAGCUUGUCCCUUGUGCCAGAGAAGGGGAUCUCUGGAGCAUAUCCUGAGUUGUUGCCCGAAGGCCUUGGGAGAGGGGCGCUAUCGCUGGCGUCACGACCAGGUGUUGAGGGUUAUAGCUGAGGUGAUCACAGCAGCGAUAGCUCACAGCCGGAAGCAACAUCCAGCAAGGCAAUCCAUCGCCUUUGUUAAAGCAGGGGAGAAGACACAACAGCGUCCAAGUCCACCAGGAGGACUCCUGGCAACAGCACGUGAUUGGCAGCUGAAGGUCGACCUAGGGAGGCAGCUCAAAUUUCCAGAGAACAUCACUGUGACAACACUCAGGCCAGACAUGGUCCUGGUGUCAGAAACAUCAAGACAAGUGGUCCUGCUGGAGUUGACUGUCCCCUGGGAAGACCGUAUGGAGGAGGCCUUUGAGAGGAAGAGAGCCAAGUAUGAGGGACUGGUAGGCGAUUGUCGAAGCAGCGGAUGGAAGACCCGAUGUGACCCCAUCGAGGUUGGCUGCAGAGGCUUCGCAGGCCAGUCCCUGUACCAGGUAUUGAAGCGCCUGGGUGUGAGAGGGCUGCAGAUGCGGAGAGCCAUCAGGAGCAUCACCGAUGCCGCAGAAAAGGCAUCCAGAUGGCUGUGGAUCAAGCGGGGCGAUCCGUGGAAAACCAAAGCUACUUGGGCACAAGCUGGGGACUGAUCACCUCCAGCUGGGUCGCCUGGGUGAGGGUGUCUGAUGUUGAAAGACCCGAAACACCCGAGGACCCCAGGUUACAUCACUGAUGAUGUGCCCAAGUUGCAUCAGA